Messenger RNA from Peronospora farinosa, 831 nucleotides. NCBI's taxonomy places the organism in Eukaryota, Oomycota, Peronosporomycetes, Peronosporales, Peronosporaceae. The record is from the annotation of a GenBank genome assembly.
AUGACGAUGACAUUGCUCGAGAAGUACUAUGAAUGGGCAAAUAUCACGGAGAUCAAGGUACUCGACUGGAUUGACCCUGAAGGUGGCUGGAAGGUUCAUCCCAUGGCAGACUAUCCACUUGCUAGUUUUGCUAGCGUCUUUGCCAUUUGCAGCAGUUAUUUGCUCUUUGUCGUGUUUGGUUCGGCUUUAAUGAAGCUCGGUGUUCCUGCAAUCAAGACGAGUCCCAUUCAAUUCAUAUAUAACCCGAUCCAAGUUAUCGCUUGCUCUUACAUGUUCAUGGAGACAGCCAUUCAGGCCUAUCGCAACGGGUACUCACCAGCACCAUGCAAUGUCUUUAAGGCUGAUGCUCCGGUCAUGGGCAAUGUGUUAUACCUCUUCUAUCUAUCCAAGAUGCUGGAUAUGUGCGACACAGUCUUUAUUAUCGUUGGCAAGAAGUGGCGUCAAUUGUCAUUCUUACACGUCUAUCAUCACCUCUCGGUACUCGUCAUAUACUACAUCGUCUUUCGUGUGGCACAGGACGGGGACUCGUAUGCAUCCGUUGUGCUCAAUGGAUUCGUCCACACUAUCAUGUACACGUACUACUUUGUGAGUGCACACACUCGUAAUAUUUGGUGGAAGCGCUACUUGACUCUUCUCCAGAUUAUCCAGUUCAUGACUAUGAACGUACAAGGCUACCUCAUGUACUCACGUGAAUGCCCUGGCAUCCCUCCGAUGAUCCCACUCAUCUAUUUAGUGUACGUGCAGUCUCUCUUUUGGUUAUUCGUGAACUUUUACGUACGUUCAUAUGUCCUUCGUCCACACAAGACGUUGUCAAUCAAGAAGAACCUUUAA